UAUUCCCACUCAACACAGGUCAUAGUGCAGAGGUGCCUGGCUGGCAAGAACCUGACCCAUGUCAAAGCUGGAUGCAUCCUUUGUGGCUACUUAAAGCUGCUACCCAUGUUUCUCAUGAUUAUGCCUGGCAUGAUCAGCCGGAUUUUAUAUCCAGAUGAUGUGGCCUGUGUCAUCCCAGAGGAAUGCAUGCGGAUAUGUGGCACAGAGGUUGGAUGUUCCAAUAUCGCCUACCCCAAACUGGUGGUAGCCCUCAUGCCGAAUGGACUCCGGGGCCUUAUGCUGGCUGUGAUGCUGGCUGCAUUGAUGAGUUCCCUGGCUUCCAUCUUCAACAGCAGUGGCACUCUCUUCACCAUGGACAUCUACAACCGCCUGAGGCCGCAAGCCCAUGACAAGGAGCUGCUGAUAGUGGGCAGGGUGUGGAUCUUGGUCCUUGUGGGAAUCAGUAUUGCAUGGAUCCCAAUAGUGCAGGCUGCUCAAGGUGGGCAGCUUUUUGACUACAUCCAGUCGGUCAGUAGCUACUUGGCCCCACCUAUUGCUGCCAUCUUUCUCCUUGGAGUCUUUGUCAAAAGGGUCAACGAGCAGGGUGCAUUCUGGGGCCUGGUUUCAGGACUCGCCAUUGGCAUGGCCCGGAUGAUCCCGGAAUUCAUUUACGGAACAGGGAGCUGCCUGUUUCCCAGUUCUUGCCCCCGCCUGAUCUGUGGCGUCCACUACCUCUAUUUCUCCGUCAUCCUCUUUUCUGCUACGGCUGUUAUCACAAUGGUGGUCUCUCUCUGCACCCCUCCGAUCCAGGACAAGCAUUUGCAUCGCCUCGUGUUCAGCCUCAGGUACAGUAAGGAGGAACGGAUAGAUCUGGACACCGAGGAAGAGGACGAAGCUAAACUAAAGGAGGCGGCGCGCCAGCAGCAGAUAGAGAUGGCCCAAGCAAAGAAUGGAAAGCUGGAGAACAUCCUGGAAGUGGAAGAUGAGAAGACAGCACUUCCUAUAGGCAAGCUGCGUCAAUGUCUCAACUGGUUCUGUGGGACGGGGACAAGCCAUCAAGAUCAGGCAGAGCCAACCCCGGAGGAGAAAGCGGAAGAGUUGCGGCGCCUAACGGACAUCUCAGAGCAUCCAGUCUGGAGGCGCGUGGUCAACAUCAACGCUCUGGUCAUGAUGGCUCUCGCAAGCUUCUUGUGGGGCUACUAUGCCUGAGUGCCACCCACUGUGGUAUCUCAUCAUAAACUAUGAUCCCUU
Anolis sagrei ordinatus is the source of this 1230-nucleotide messenger RNA. The record is from RefSeq and is a predicted model, not a curated record. NCBI's taxonomy places the organism in Eukaryota, Metazoa, Chordata, Lepidosauria, Squamata, Anolidae.